Messenger RNA from Anguilla rostrata (American eel), 2681 nucleotides. Its product is annotated as sphingomyelin synthase-related protein 1-like. Gene Ontology annotation, biological process: ceramide biosynthetic process. Gene Ontology annotation, cellular component: endoplasmic reticulum membrane; Golgi membrane; plasma membrane. The transcript is spliced from 6 exons. Lineage: Eukaryota; Metazoa; Chordata; Actinopteri; Anguilliformes; Anguillidae. The coding region runs from base 154 to 1551 and encodes 465 amino acids. The record is from RefSeq and is a predicted model, not a curated record. Gene Ontology annotation, molecular function: ceramide cholinephosphotransferase activity; protein binding; sphingomyelin synthase activity.
GCAUGUUUUACUGUUCGAGCAUGUUUCUGACUCGAAGAGCAAUGAUUUGGAUCAAGCUUGCAGCUGCAUCGAAAAUUGCUAGGUGUUUCAUAGACCCGUGUGAGGCGUCUUGUUUUAUCGAGUGAGUGAAGUGCUUGGUAGAAGGGGAAGGCGAUGGCAGCCCCCGAGGUUAGUGUGGCCCGCUGGAGCCCCAAGCAGGUGGCGCGCUGGCUGGAGGAGGAGGGUUUCGGGGAGUACGUGGACCUCCUGUGCACCGAGCACCGCCUGGAUGGGGUCAGCCUGCUGACGCUCACCGAGUACGACCUGCGCAGCCCGCCGCUGGGGAUCAGGGUCCUGGGCGACAUCAAGCGGCUGAUGCUGUCGCUGCGGCGACUGCGGCGGCAGAACGGAGCCGCCCUGCAGGAGCUGGGCGUGGCUUGCGAGGGGCGGGACCAGGCUUGUGAUGGGUGGGACCGGGUCUAUAAUGGGCGGGGCCAUGACUGUGAUGGGCGGGGCCAUGACGGUAACGGGCGUGGCUGUGCCAGUAACGGGAGGGGCCCUGACUGUGAUGGGUGGGGCCGUGCCAGUAAUGGGCGGGGCCCUGACUGUGAGGGGUGGGGCCGGGCCUGUAAUAGGCGGGGCCAUGACUGUGACGGGCGGGACCGGGCCUGCGACGGGCCCACGCGCCGAUCGGCCUCCGGUCUCUGCGACCAGCGCCAGCACGCCAACGGAAAGUUCCGGCCGAGCGGGUCGGAGCUGGACCCGGAGUGCUGGAAGACGGCGGUGAGCUCCGUCUACGUCGUGCUGGUGUGCGGCCUCACCUCCUUCGUCAUGGUGAUCGUGCACGACCGCGUGCCCGACAUGCAGACCUACCCGCCCCUGCCCGAUAUAUUCCUGGACAGUGUACCCAGAAUCCCCUGGGCCUUUGCCAUGGCUGAGGCAUGUGGGCUGGUCCUGUUCAGUAUUUGGCUGCUGGUUCUUCUGCUUCACAAACACAGGUCGAUCCUGAUGCGACGUCUCUGCAGCUUGAUGGGGACGGUCUUCAUGCUGCGCUGCGUCACCAUGUUCGUCACCUCUCUCUCCGUCCCGGGACAGCACCUGCAGUGUUCCGAAAAGAUGUACGGGGACGUCUGGGAGAAGCUGCGGCGGGCGCUGGCCAUUUGGAGUGGCUUCGGGAUGACCCUGACGGGCGUGCACACCUGUGGGGACUACAUGUUCAGCGGCCACACCGUCGUGCUCACCAUGCUCAACUUCUUCGUCACCGAGUAUACGCCGCGGGGCUGGAACUUCAUCCACACGCUGUCCUGGGUCCUGAACCUGUUCGGCAUCUUCUUCAUCCUGGCGGCGCACGAGCACUACACCAUCGACGUGUUCGUGGCCUUCUACAUCACCACGCGCAUCUUCAUGUACUACCACACGCUGGCCAACGCGCGGGCCUACCAGCAGAGCCGCCGGGCGCGCGUCUGGUUCCCCAUGUUCUCCUUCUUCGAGCGCAACGUCCACGGGCCCGUGCCCAACGAGUACUGCUGGCCCUUCGACAAGCCCGCCUUCAUGAAGAUGCUGAUUGGCUAGCGCCACGGGCGUCCAGAGCGCCGGUCGUUGGUCUUUUUUGUGGCAGCGUCUUUUUUUCCCCAGGAGUCUCGAGCCAUUUAGACGGCCUGUAAAUGAUGAGACUUUGGGGGUCCCGGAGACUUGCCGGUCGUAGUCGCGGUGUCCAUCGCGGUAACGGUCUUUGAGAUGUCAGCGUCGCACUGAGGUGCUGACUUUAGCCAGGCUUCCCGAUAACGGUGAGCGGGCUGUAGGCUCUCUGCUUCACGAUGGGUAGUGAAGCCGGCUGUCUGAUUUCUGUCUUUCGCGUGUGGGCCCAGGGAGAGGUUAAAACCAGACGCUUUUACCUGCACUUUCAUUUUCAUGAAAAGGCCGAUGAGGGAAUAGAAAUUAAAAUUGAGCACAUGACGAUAUUAAAGCAGCAGGGUUCAUCAUUGUAGCGUUAGGUGAAAGAUGGCAUGCUGCGUGGUCUUGGUGCUGGAAUGCGAGGAGUUAACUCAUACACAGGUGCCCCCAGAUUCCUUGGACCUACUCUCCAUUUAAAAGUAGCAAUGCCAAUGCAUAAAUAGCCAUAACAAUUCUUGGUUUUGUAUCGUCUUGUGACAUUUCAACUGAUUCUUAUUUGAUGCAGAUAAUUGAGAGACUUGAAUCAUUGCCAAAUAUAAGUGAAUAUUUUGUCUUAACAAAUAUAAUUUUCCAGCAAACCUUCAGUAUUAUGGAAAUGUGGUGUGUGUGUAUUUACACUAAAUCUGUCAUUUCGCACUGGCCUACUUCAGGGGUUGUGCUAAUGUAGGAAUGCUGAUGUAUAAUAAUUCAAUUUAAAAAAAAGCUUUGAGCAUAUUUGAUCUCUUGAAUAACAAAUAUCCAAAACGUAUAUGGUAUAUGUGGACAAGCCUCCUUGGCUUACCUCAAACCAAAGAUGCCUAUUUGCAUCAUUUAAAAUCACUGUUUCAAUUUUCAUAAUUUAUUAUAAUUUAACUUUGAAAAUUGUAUUUAUUUUUUCCUGUUUUAUCAUUUUUAUAAUGAUUUUUAAAAUUUUGUUGUGACUAAUUUAAAUAUGAAUUGCUGACUGUUAUGUUAUAUAAUGGUUGGGUAAUGCUAUGACCUACUGUACUGGAACAGAAAUAAAAGAUUACCGCGGUGCCCUGCAAAAA